Molecule: messenger RNA, 381 nt
Organism: Postia placenta MAD-698-R-SB12
Lineage: Eukaryota; Fungi; Basidiomycota; Agaricomycetes; Polyporales; Adustoporiaceae
Exons: 5
Coding region: 1-381 (126 amino acids)
Biological process (GO): cytoplasmic translation
Cellular component (GO): ribosome; cytosolic large ribosomal subunit
Molecular function (GO): structural constituent of ribosome
Source: RefSeq, a predicted model, not a curated record
AUGGCCCCCUCGAAGUCCAACACCCAAAAGGCCGGCAAGACGCGCUCUGCCCUCCAAGAUGUCGUGACGCGCGAAUACACCAUCCACCUGCACAAGCGUGUGCACGGCCGCUCCUUCAAGAAGCGCGCUCCCUGGGCUGUCAAGUCUGUUGUCGACUUUGCACAGAAGGCAAUGGGCACGGCAGAUGUCCGUGUUGACCCCAAGCUCAACCAGGCAUUGUGGGAACGGGGAAUCAAGUCAGUCCCGCACAGAAUACGAGUCAAGCUUGAGCGCAAGCGUAAUGAUGACGAGAACGCGAAGGAGAAGCUGUACACAUAUGCUAGCCAUGUCGUCGUCGAGUCGUUCAAGGGUCUGGAGACGGUCGUCGUGGAGGCCGAGUGA